GCGCUGGCGCGCGGGGUGGGGCGACCUGCGGUCUGUGGGAGUGCCUCCUUCGCCUCCGCAGGGAGGAGUGAGCUGCCCGGCUGGCGAUGAGCGGCUUGGGGGACGAGGGCCCGGAGGCCGGGGCCGGCCGGGCGGGGGGCCGCUCUGAGUCCGAGGCCCCGGGCAGCGCGCUGAGCGUGGACUUGCCGGGGCUGCUGGGGCAGCUCGCGCGCAGCUUUGCGCUGCUGCUGCCGGUGUACGCCCUCGGCUACCUGGGGCUGAGCUUCAGCUGGGUGCUGCUGGCCCUCGGGCUUCUCGCCUGGUGCCGCCGGAGCCGCGGCCUCAAGGCCAGCCGCCUGUGCCGGGCGCUGGAGCUGUUGGAGGACGAGGAGCGAGCCGUGCGCCUGGGGGUGCGCGCCUGCGAUCUGCCCGCCUGGGUUCAUUUUCCAGACACCGAAAGAGCAGAAUGGCUAAAUAAGACUGUAAAGCACAUGUGGCCCUUUAUUUGUCAAUUUAUAGAGAAGCUCUUUCGAGAAACCAUAGAACCAGCUGUGCGGGGAGCAAAUGCCCACCUCAGCACCUUCAGCUUCACAAAGGUGGACGUGGGUCAACAGCCCCUUAGAGUCAAUGGUGUUAAGGUUUAUACUGAAAAUGUAGACAAAAGACAAAUUAUUCUGGACCUUCAGAUUAGUUUUGUAGGGAAUUGUGAGAUUGACUUGGAGAUUAAACGAUACUUCUGUAGAGCUGGUGUGAAAAGUAUUCAGAUUCAUGGGACCAUGCGGGUGAUCCUGGAGCCCCUGAUUGGAGACAUGCCUCUAGUUGGAGCUUUGUCCAUCUUCUUCCUUAGGAAACCACUUUUAGAGAUUAACUGGACAGGAUUGACUAAUCUCCUGGACAUCCCUGGACUGAAUGGUUUAUCUGAUACUAUCAUUUUGGAUAUAAUAUCAAACUAUCUGGUGCUUCCCAAUCGAAUCACUGUUCCUCUUGUCAGUGAAGUUCAAAUAGCGCAGUUGCGGUUUCCCAUACCAAAGGGUGUCCUAAGAAUUCAUUUUAUUGAAGCUCAGGAUCUUCAGGGAAAAGACACCUACCUUAAAGGCCUCGUCAAAGGAAAAUCAGACCCCUACGGAAUUAUCCGAGUGGGCAACCAAAUCUUCCAGAGUAAGAUUAUCAAAGAGAACCUUAAUCCAAAGUGGAAUGAGGUAUAUGAGGCUUUAGUCUAUGAACACCCUGGACAAGAACUGGAGAUUGAACUCUUUGAUGAAGAUCCAGAUAAGGAUGACUUCUUAGGAAGUCUUAUGAUUGAUCUUAUUGAAGUUGAGAAGGAGCGCCUUUUAGAUGAAUGGUUCACUCUGGACGAGGUUCCCAAAGGAAAGCUGCAUUUGAAGUUAGAGUGGCUCACACUGAAGUCAGAUGCGGCAAACCUGGAUAAGGUGCUGGCAGACAUCAGAGCUGAUAAGGAUCAAGCCAAUGAUGGUCUUUCAUCUGCACUGCUGAUCUUGUAUUUGGAUUCUGCAAGGAACCUUCCGAAUAACCCAUUACACUUUAACCCCGGUGUUUUGAAGAAGUCUGCAGUUCAGAGAGCUUUAAAGUCAGGGAAGAAAAUAAACAGCAACCCAAAUCCUCUUGUCCAGAUGUCGGUCGGUCACAAGGCUCAAGAGAGUAAGAUUCGAUACAAAACCAGUGAGCCAGUGUGGGAGGAAAACUUCACUUUCUUCAUUCACAACCCCAAGCGCCAGGACCUUGAAGUUGAGGUCAAAGAUGAGCAGCAUCAGUGUUCUCUGGGGAGCCUGAGGAUCCCUCUCAGUCAACUGCUUAUGAGUGACAACAUGACCAUAAACCAGCGGUUCCAGCUCAGCAACUCGGGGCCAAACAGCACCUUAAAAAUGAAGAUUGCCCUCCGGGUCCUCCAUCUUGAGAAGCAAGAAAGGCCUCCAGACUACCAGCAUUCAGCUCAAGUGAAACGGCCCUCUGUCUCCAAAGAAGGGAGAAAAAUGCCUGUGAAAUCUCAGAAGUCUGUGUCUCCAAGCACUGGUGGAAGCAACACUGCUCCAUCAACACCAGUCCUGGGAAUCGAUGAUAAGCCUGUCAGGGAGGAGAAGCCCCAGCCCCCUGAGGCCAGCCCUCUAGGGCAGCGUGACCUAGGCAGGAGCUCCUCCAGCCUCUUGGCCUCUCCAAGCCACAUCUCAGCCAAGGAGCCCACCCCAAGCAUUGCCUCAGACAUAUCAUUGCCCAUUGCCACCCAGGAACUGAGGCAGAGGCUACGUCAACUUGAAAACGGGACAACACUGGGACAAUCUCCCCUGGGGCAGAUCCAGCUGACCAUCCGGCACAGCUCCCAGAGGAAUAAGCUCAUUGUGGUUGUGCACUCCUGCAGAAACCUCAUUGCCUUCUCAGAAGAUGGCUCUGAUCCAUAUGUCCGUAUGUAUUUACUGCCAGACAAGAGGAGAUCAGGAAGAAGAAAAACACAUGUGUCAAAGAAGACACUUAACCCUGUGUUCGAUCAGAGCUUUGAUUUCAGUGUUUCCCUGCCUGAGGUACAAAGGAGAACACUGGACGUAGCAGUGAAGAACAGUGGUGGCUUCCUGUCCAAAGAUAAAGGGCUUCUUGGCAAAGUGCUGGUUGCUAUGGCAUCUGAAGAACUCGCCAAGGGCUGGACCCAGUGGUAUGACCUCACAGAAGAUGGAACAAGGCCUCAGGUGAUAACGUAGCCAUGCUGGACAUAAGGCCUUUUUCUCAACGUGUCGCACCACCUCAACAUGGAACUCAACUUCUUGCAGAUGUACCAAUGCUAUUUUUAUAAGUAUUGAGUUAUACAUACCUUAAUAAUUUUAUAAAACUGUUGGUGUUGUAAGAAAAAUUUGGCCAAUAUUAUUGAUAAAUUUCCCAUUGAGUUCCCUCCAGUAUUUCACCGGGCACUGCAGAGUACAGUGGUAAACAGCAGUGUGUUCCUGCUGUGUGGGGCUCUGUCGGCCACAGCUGCUGGAAAGCAGGCACCUGUAUUCCUGAUUUCUGCCUUGUCUUGCAUCCCAGAGGUGCACUACACCAUGUAAAUAGACUCUGUUUUUUUAUACUAUCUACAUGCUGGUUUGGAAGAAGAAAAAAAUGUAUCAAGGAAAUACAUAUUUCUUCUAAAAUUUAUUAGAUUCUGGGACAGAUAAUCAUUUUCAUCUUUACAGCAAAAAGUUCUCAUAACUCUGUUGUAUGAUACAACUUUUUUAAGGGAAAAAUGGAAAGAUUAUUAAAUAUUGGAUAUUUAUAUCUAGUAUUAAUGAUAAAAAGUGUUCAAAUUAACAUUAUUGUAAAUAGGAAGGGAGAUAUAGUGAGAAGACAGUAAAUGACUUAUUUAAAAAGUUUUAUAACUGAGUAAUAGACAAUACCAAGACUAUUGUCAAAGCUCAGGAAUCACAGUAUAUUCAUCUGAAAUUUAUUACAUGAGAAAGAAAUGUGCACUGUUUAUUUAUAAUUGUUUGUUAUAACUGAUUCAUGAAAUAGUACAGAGAUACACACAUGCCAGGUGUAGUACCUCAUACCCGUAAUACCAGGAUAUGGGAGGCCAAGGCAGGAAGACCAAGAGUUAGAGGACCAGCCUGGGCUACACAGCAAGACCCUAUCUUGAAAAAAAGAAAUUCAUACUUUAUAUUUUGCCCAAAGCAUAGGAACUAACCGCCAAUAUUAGGAGAUAAGGUGUUGUCCAGAUUGGAUGCAAGCCUGGUUUCUUUGUCCACGUCUCUAGCCCUAUAAAAAUAGGCCCAUUGUUAGUGUAAAGUGGUAAAACAGAUUGGGUGAGUUCAAGGGGUGUUGUGCUAAAGACUGGCACUGCACCUGCUCUUGGUGGGAGAACCCGGCUCUAUAUCCAUCAUACAGGAUGCACACCUCUGAACGGAGUUUUCUGUACUUCCCCUGAUACAUUAUGUGACAAAAGGAGAGAUCCUGCCCAGCGCCAGCAACAGAAGCUGUCAGUCUUGCCAUUUUCUGGAUGUCCUCAGUUUGUACCAUGUCAGAUCAUAAUAUAGAGAUAGUAUUAUACAAUUUUUAAUUUAGAAUCUUUUUUUUCUUUUUAGAUUAUAUAAAGCAUGUUUUACAUACGUAAGAGACCCCUAGCACCCCUUGUAAGGUGAGGCUAUAUCACAGUAUUAUAAGCUAUGCAUGUCUAAACAAAGUACACACAAAUGUAGGAAGACUUUCUCAGUAUGCAUUUUAAGCUGUGGGAUGAGAAGGGCUUCUCAGCUAUGAAAUCCUUUGAAACUAUGUACACUUAUAGCAGGAAAAUACAGCUUUGUAAUCAAAAUUCGAAUAAUUCCUUUCACAUUCUUCCUGGAACUAAACAACUUAUGGGAAGCUUAUGUGACCAAACAUACCAAAGUGCCUAUGAUGAAUGCCGAGUGUUCCUUUUACACUCUCCUCCUGUCUAGCAGAUGAAAGUGUGCCUCAGUUUGUAAUGUACCAUGGGUGCAUUUGUAACAGUCUGUGGCUUUUCACAGCACAUCCCAGGUAGUCAUAGGGCCAGAGUAACCUCACUCUCUUGUCUGUUGACACCUUCCUUUGAAUCUUGUUAAUAAAUCUUUUUCUAUUAGUGUGCAGGAUUGGUUUUUGUGGGAGAAAGUUGAUGUGUAUGUCACAUGAACAUAUAUCACAUUAAACAUUAAGGGUGGCAUUUAGUCACAGGAGAAAGACAAGUGAUAACUUAUUAAACUUGUUGCUUGACCAUGCUAUUAGAUUUUUUAAAGUAUCUUUUUAAUUAAGUUCACUGAAGGGCUACUGUCAUAAUCUAUAAGGAGAUUUUCUUGAUGAAAUUUUAUCAUGUCAGUGGUUUUUCACCAACAACCUAAACAUCUUGGUUUUGUGCCCAUAUGCUUAAUCUGUUCAGUGUGAUUUUAUUUAAUAUAAUACUUUUCUUAACAACUAGGCAAAUUGAGUAUUAUUAAGGAUACGAUACUCUAAUAAGUAAAUGUAACACCUCACUAUGAUGCCCUCUGCUGCAGUCACAAAAGCUGGCACCACUGAGCUCAGGUGCAGUCUCCCUGCCUGCGUCAUCUGAAUCCUCUAGUAGCUGUCUCCACACUCUUUGGAAAGGAGAGAGAUUCUGGUAAUACCAGCCCACUGCCUGAAGGCCGUCCUGUGUCCUGCCUGGGGGGAACUGAGUUCCCCUCAGGGCACGUUCCGCUGUCCUGAAGAUGGAAGACACUUUGGGUUCUCAGAAUAUUAACUUUUAGUUUUUAAUGACUUAUCUAGGAAAGAAGAACUUUUAAGUUUUCUACUCUGAGCCAAACCAACGAGAGAAAAUUGGUGAUUUGAAGUGCAGCUCACUAACUUAUUCACGUGGUGGCUUAUCUUGUGCCUUAAGUACCAAGGGAUUGUCAAGUUUAGAUGACAACAGAAGCAGCCCUGAAACUCUGUGUGCCACCAUUUGUAUCCUGUGCUCUAGAUUUUUCUCCACAGACAGUCCCUAUGCACAGGCCAGGCCUUAAGAGAUUUUAGAAUUAUUUCAAAAUCCUCAGGCAGAUGCAGAGAGCAUAGGUGCUGGCUAUGUAUUCUCUGGUUGCUGCAAUGACUGGUCCCACCUGGAUUGUCCACUGUAGAAGAGAAACAUAGAGGGUUGGUUUUUGGUUUUUGUUUUUUAAUCACAGAAUGUGCUUUUGCUUAAUUAAUUUUACAUAACAGCACACGUAUUUAUUCAAUAAAACUUUUGUUAGCUCACUUGUAAUAAGUUUUUUUGUUUGCCUCUUGAAAUGAAAGUUUUAGUGUAGAAACAGAUAAUUUGGAAAGUCCACAUGCUACAUCAUGCAUAUUUGCUGUUUGUGCAUUCUCUCAUUGUUCAAGAGGUUUGAGAUUACUCAUUCCCAUCUCAAUUUGACUCUUCUCUGCGUAGCUCCCAGAGUCUGACUGGGUUUUGCAAGCAGCUCUUUGAAGGGCAGUGGUUGAAUAGUAAAAGCAGACUAAAUAAGACUAAAACACUUGUAAGUCCUUAAACAACCUGCAGAGAUAGGUGCUGUUUGAACAAUGAGGAAAUAGUUGUGUAUCUAGUGUCUCAGCAGGCCUAAGGAAACACUCUGUGGUCUUUCUUAGGCAUCUUCCCAUCUAACACUAUCAGUUUCUUUGCUUAUAUGCCGAAAUGCCAGCUUUGCUUGGCCUUGUUUGUUUGUUGACAGGGUAGCCAAAACUGGCUUCCAACCAGCAGUCCUCUUGCCUUAGCUUCCUAAAUGCUGAGAUUAUAACUGUGUGCUCCAAAUUUAGUUUCUUUGUCCUUCAUAAUGCCUUACUUUACAUCCCUCCAUUAAAAAAAAAAUCAGAACACCAUGCAUGCUGGACAAGCACUCUAUCACUGCGUCACACUUGACCCUUUGGGUAUCACUCGUCACUGUUGGUAUUUGUAAAAGACCUUUUUCUUGUUUCUCUUACCUAGGAUCUAAGUAUUGAAGUGCACGUUUUUCCUUCUCUUUUUCAUUUUUAUUUGUAUUCUUAAUACCACUGACCAUCUGUGUCACAAACAGACUUUCCUUCAGCACUGAAGGCCAGUGUGUCAUGUUCCCUCUAAAGCAUCUGUUCUAGGAGGUCUUAGUAGGGUUCCCUCUUUUUUGUCUCUGUCUAGUUACCUGAGCUAGGGCUUUGAACAGCAUCAUGCCCUGGCUGCCUCCCUUGUACACACAUAUACUGAUCUUCAUUCAGUCCUGACUUGAUACAGCCUUAAGCUGGCCUUGGUCAACUCCCAGGUUUCAGCUGCCCCCAUCUUUGUUUUUUAUUAACAUCCAGAGGGAUCUUUUAAAAAACGUAGUGCUAUUUCAUUUGUAUUUUAAUAAAUAAACUUGCCUAAAGAUCACAGAGUAAAAUAUCUACACUGAUCAGCCAUCCAGACCAGGCAGUGGUGGCACACACUUUAAUCCCAGUAGCCACACUAGUUCGCCAUAGAAACCAGGCGUAGUGGUGCACGCCUUUAAUCCCAGCACUAGAGGGGACUAUAAACCACGAUGAGACAGGAACUUGUGCUUUCAGUCUGAGGGUUUCUUAGAAGUAAGAGCUCUCCAGUGACUUGGCUGCUUUGCUUUUUUAUUAAUCAUGCUACAAAAAAACAAACACUACUGUUUUCCUUUGCCCUUGCACUUAACACUAAGAGCCUAUAGCUCCCAUGCCCUGAGACUUCGCCAGCCACAAAUUUCCUCCAGGGUCUGCUUGUACUCGUUUAAUUACCAUGGUUCUUCCCACCUCUGCAUACCAUGACAUUCUUCCCAGGACACUGACCUGAACAGUGUCCACUUCCCUUCACAUCAAUUUAAGGUUGACUGCCUCAGUAUCUGUUAUCAGUAGUCUAACCAUAAAUAGCCUCCCCAGCACAGACCCUUGGCACUGUAUUGCUCCUCUUCAUCUUACUUAGGAAGUUUUGCUUGAGCACUACUUAUAAUUUUUCUCUCUGAACUAUAAACCACAAAAAGUAGAGACUGUGUGAGUGUUAAUUUUUGAUAGCUGUCCUUAGCAUGCAAAUGAUAAUCCAAAUCUGUUGAAUAAAUGAUCUAUAAACAUUGACUGACCAUAUAAGACUCCUGUUUUGAUGAGUUCUCACUCAAAGAAUUUUAGUUACCUCUGGACGGUUUUAUUAUAGGCUGAACAUAAAUUUAUGUUCAGUUAAAAACAUCACAAAAAUGAGAAAUUUAGGAAGUCUUAAUUUAUUUGAUUUAUUCUGAAAUUCCUGGACAUCUCACUGUAAAAAGAAAUUGUCUUUAAUGUAUAUACUGAGAGGGAAAGGUAUCUUCAGAAAUGGUUGUCUACUUGGAAACUACAAAAGAAUAGCCUUAAUAAAUAAAUACCUUGGAUUAAA
Messenger RNA from Arvicola amphibius (Eurasian water vole), 7789 nucleotides. It is a transcript of the gene Esyt2, whose product is annotated as extended synaptotagmin 2. Gene Ontology annotation, molecular function: lipid binding. The transcript is spliced from 23 exons. The record is from RefSeq and is a predicted model, not a curated record. Gene Ontology annotation, biological process: lipid transport. The coding region runs from base 87 to 2687 and encodes 866 amino acids. NCBI's taxonomy places the organism in Eukaryota, Metazoa, Chordata, Mammalia, Rodentia, Cricetidae.